AUGGCCUCCGAACGAGCCAUCGAUCGGGAAGAGCGACAGGGUCUUCGUGCCAUUCGUGAUUUCCUCAAGGCCCGAAACUCCUAUGAUGUCCUACCGCUCAGUUUCCGACUCAUCAUCUUCGAUACGUCGCUUUCCGUCAAGGAGAGUCUGAACAUUCUGAUUCAAAACGGCAUCGUUUCAGCUCCGUUGUGGGACUCCAAAGCCUCCAAAUUCGCAGGUCUUCUGACCACCUCCGACUACAUUAAUGUCAUCCAAUACUAUUUCCAGAACCCCGCCGCACUGGACCAGAUCGAUCAAUUCCGCCUGGACAGUUUGCGAGAAGUUGAAAAGGCGCUAGGUGUGGCGCCGCCGGAGACCAAUCGCGUGCCCGCCGUAUCCCCCCUCGUCACCAGCGAUAGCCAGACCGAGCGGCCCCACGUUCUCAGCGUCAUUACCCAAUACCGUAUCUUGAAAUUCGUCGCCGUCAAUGUCCCCGAUACACAGCAGCUGCGGCGUCCGCUGGGGGAGCUCUUGCUUGGAUCAUACGAUAACGUUGCUACGGCUUCGAUGGAUACCCCGGUCAUUGAUGUCAUCCAUAUUCUGGUCGAGCGUAGCAUAUCUAGUGUGCCGAUUGUGAAUUCUGAAGGCGUGGUGUAUAACGUAUUCGAGUCGGUCGAUGUCAUUACUUUGAUCAAGGGUGGUUUCUACGAUGAUUUGAGCCUCACGGUUGGGGAAGCAUUGAAGAAACGUUCUCCGGGUUUCCCGGGUAUCUACACAUGUUCAUUGAAUGAUGGCCUGGACACUAUCUUUGAUACUAUCCGCAAAUCACGGGUGCACCGUCUCGUUGUCGUGGAUGAGCACUUCAAGCUCAAGGGCGUUCUGACUCUGAGUGAUAUCCUGCACUACAUUCUUCUCGAGGGAGAGAAUGAGGAAGCCUGAUCGGCUUGGAGUUUGAAAGUGACUUUUCCCAUACAUAUUACGUUUUGCAUGGUUCCGGCG
Messenger RNA from Penicillium verrucosum, 978 nucleotides. It is a transcript of the gene snf4, whose product is annotated as AMP-activated serine/threonine-protein kinase regulatory subunit SNF4. The record is from RefSeq and is a predicted model, not a curated record. NCBI's taxonomy places the organism in Eukaryota, Fungi, Ascomycota, Eurotiomycetes, Eurotiales, Aspergillaceae. The coding region runs from base 1 to 918 and encodes 305 amino acids. The transcript has 6 exons.